AUGGACCCGCAUGCUUUUGCUCGAGCCUUUCUCAACAAACAGACCCACCGCCCUGCAUCCAGUGGCACCACCACUCCUGAUCACAUCACUCCCUUUCCUAUCCGUCUCAUUCACGAAAGGGCCCCACGAAGGCCCCGUUCCAUCUCAUCAAUCAUCAGCAAGCCCUUGAACGAUGACUUUUAUCGCUUCUGGGACCGCUUCCUCGCGACCUCUCCGAAUCGUGCGCUAAACACAUCUGCUCUGGCUCGCCGCCUCGAACAGACGCUCAAAGCCGCCAGCGGUGAAGAAAAUGGCCUGCAUACCCAGGAGAGCCCUGCUGCGUCUUAUGAGCAGGCGAAGAGGGAAUGUCAGACCAAGGUUCAGGCCAUCGUGGCUGAAUGCAAGCGUCUCAAUCAAAGAUACCGAGACAGACAAUUCGAAGUCGAGCUCUACCAGCAUGACUGUAUCGUUCCCUUGGUGGACGAUGAAGGAAACACAACUGCUAUACAGCCGUCCGGUGUCAAGCGAGUGAAGAUCUUGAAGGACAUUUUCGAGAAACCGACCUUCAACGCAGAAGGCGCGUGUGGCGACGAUGUCAUGCAAGGCUCACUUGGCAACUGCUGGUUCAUUGCAGCUUUAGUCUCGGUCGCUGCAAAGCCAGGGCUUAUGCAACGGCUCUGCGUGGCUCGAGACGAAGCUGUAGGUGUAUAUGGCUUCGUCUUCUUCCGCGACGGAAUCUGGAUACCAGAAAUUGUAGACGACCGCCUCUUCAUACACGUCUCUGACGGCGACGACCUAUUCGUUGGCAAAUACGUGGAGGAGAGACAGACAAGGAGUACCUUCAACAACAGCAACGACAUAACGAAGCUGAGGGAGAGCUUGCAGAAGGGGGGUGAGGCACUCUACUUUGCGCGAUGCAGAGAUAGUCAGGACACAUGGUUGCCGUUGAUCGAAAAAGCGUACGCAAAGGCUCAUGGUGAUUAUGGCUCAUUACAUGGCGGCUGGGUUGGUGAGGGCACUGAAGACUUGACCGGAGGCGUGUCCAUCAACCUUGCGCCAUCAGAUAUUAUGGACAAGGCACGGCUGUGGGAGCAGCUGAUGCAGGUCAAUGAAACUUACCUUUUCGCUGGCGGAGCAUUUCACUACAAGGAGGCUGGCAACUUUGGAAAGCACGCUUAUGCCGUGCUUCAGGCGGUUGAACAUAAGGGGCUUCGGCUGCUGAAAGUCAGAAACCCUUGGGGCAACAACAAAAACACAGACAACUUUGAUGGUCCUUUCAACCACAAAUUCGAGGAAUGGAGCGCUGAGCUUGUUGAGCAACUCAAGUUCGAUUUCAAGGAUCCUGGCGUCUUCUGGGUGACCCUAGACAAUUUCCUCCGAUACUUCGACUCCAUCCAACGCACACGCCUAUUUGACGAAACCUGGACGCUGACCCAACAAUGGACCUCCGUAAAUGUGGCAGCAGGUGCGGUCACCUACCUAGAUACUAGCUUUCAUAUCACUGUGGCUCGCCCAGGACCGAUCGUCAUCGUUCUCGCCCAACCAGACGUCAGCUAUUUCCAAGGUCUCCAAGGCCGCUACACGUAUUGCCUCCACUUCCGCGUCUACGACGCGAAAGACCCCACAAGAUACUUGGCUCGUAGUAUGCACGUUUCUAGCGGGAACUACAUCAACACACGUUCGGUCAGUGUAGACCUCGAUCUCGAGGCCGGCAGCUACAACGUCCUGAUCAAGAUCUCGCCAUCUCGAGUACCCUACCGGACCGCCGAGUCGGUCAUCGAAACAGAAGCACCAUAUCGUAAGCAGAAAUUGCUUCAAAUCGGCCGCAACUUCGAACUUGCCCAUGCGAAAGGCAAACUCAGAGAAAAGGAACAAGAGGUUAGAAAGCAGAAGAAAGAACAACAGAAGAGGGAGUCAAGGGCACGGCAGUCCAAGAUGAGGAUGCUCAGGCAACAAGUCAAAGCCAGAGAGAAGAAACGUAAAGACAGAAUUGCACAAGAGAAGAGAGAGCGAGAAAAGAUGGACCUCCUUAAGCGGGCGGGCGUCGUUUUUGCUCCCUUCCCAAAUGAUGAUCCGCCUGUCAAUCUGACCAGCAAGCCUGCAGGAGGACCUGUCAGUCCGCCACCGUUACCACCACCUAUGAAGUUUACGGGCUACGUUGGAAGCGAUAUGGAUCCUAAUGCCGAGCUCGAAGACGAUGACUUUGCGUGGGACAGUGAGAUGGAUGGAGAUGUCUAUUCGUCCUCUAGUGAGGAUGAAAAGGACUGGUUUGCGGAUGAUCCAUGGAAUGCAUUGCUUGUGCUUGGCUUGAGGGUGUACUCUCAAGCAAGUGGUGUCUCAAUCAAGGUCCGUGAUGGCGACGAAGCGUAUGAUGAUUUCAUCGUCGUGACCCCACCGUCGACCAGCACAUCAGACACUGAAAUGCCAACCAAGGCCACAGAAACAAAGGAGGAAAAGAAUGGCAAGACAGACGAUCAAAUGGAGAACCCCAAGGCUCAGACUCGGCCCGAGGAUGCCAAAAUUGAUGGUGAUGCCGAAAAGCAGCCUUCAGUCUCGAGCGAAGCAACACUAGUAAUGGAAGCGACAUCGGACACAGAAGAGAAGACCCUCAGAAGCGAUUUUGACGACAAGCCGGCCCACCACGACGCCAGUGUGACAAUCGAGAAACCGGCUUCAGAGGGAAUUGCGAGUCAGACACCAGACGAAGAAGCUGCAUCGGCAUCGAAGGACGAGCAACAAGAAGCAGGGGCAGGGAAAUCAAUCUCGGAGGAAAAGGCAGAUUGA
Molecule: messenger RNA, 2763 nt
Organism: Aureobasidium pullulans EXF-150
Lineage: Eukaryota; Fungi; Ascomycota; Dothideomycetes; Dothideales; Saccotheciaceae
Product: cysteine proteinase
Exons: 4
Coding region: 1-2763 (920 amino acids)
Biological process (GO): proteolysis
Cellular component (GO): cytoplasm
Molecular function (GO): calcium-dependent cysteine-type endopeptidase activity
Source: RefSeq, a predicted model, not a curated record